Cicer arietinum (chickpea) is the source of this 1534-nucleotide messenger RNA. Its product is annotated as putative threonine aspartase. Gene Ontology annotation, molecular function: threonine-type endopeptidase activity. Lineage: Eukaryota; Viridiplantae; Streptophyta; Magnoliopsida; Fabales; Fabaceae. Gene Ontology annotation, cellular component: cytoplasm. Gene Ontology annotation, biological process: protein maturation. The record is from RefSeq and is a predicted model, not a curated record.
GGUUUAAAUUGAGAUAGGUUACACUAAAUUACAGAAGAGUCAAUAGACACGAUAAUCAUAAAAAUAAGUCAACACACUUGAAAAAAAUUGCAGGCAAAAACCUACGAUAUACCAACGCCAAAUUUGUGAGGGGAAGGAACGAAUUUACAAUUGUAAUUGGAAUGGAUGAUGGUGUCACCGUCACCGGCAGUGAGAGUGAGAAUGAGUUUGAAAAGAGAACAUUCUUCGUUGCUGUCCACGUAGGCGCCGGUUAUCACUCUCCUUCCAAUCACAAACCCCUCAGAUCCGCCAUGAACCGCGCCUGCCUCGCCGCAGCUUCUGUCCUUCGACACGGCUCAGGCCUCUCCUUAGACGCAGUUGUUGCCGCCAUUCAACUCUUAGAGGAUGAUCCGAGUACAAAUGCAGGAAGAGGCUCUAAUUUGACAGAAAAUGGUAGUGUAGAGUGUGAUGCUAGUAUAAUGGAUGGUAAAUCUGGAGCAUUUGGCGCUGUUGGAGCUGUGCCAGGUGUGCGAAAUGCUAUACAAAUUGCUGCUUUAUUGGCCAAAGAGCAAAUGAUGGGACCUCCAUUGCUGGGUCGAAUUCCUCCAAUCUUUUUGGUGGGAGAUGGAGCUCGUGAAUGGGCAAAAUCUAAGGAUAUUGCUUUGCCACUGAGUACAGCAGAGGCCAAUGAGUGGCUGGUCACAGACAAGGCAAAGUCACAAUGGAUAAAGUACAAAUCUAUGUUUGAAGCUGCUAGAUCAAAGACAACGAACUCUCUUCCAGACGGCAAUUCUUCUCCAUGUCAAAAUACUGAAAUGCCAGAUUAUGCUUCGGAAGAUCACGUAAUGGAUACUGUUGGGGUUAUAUGUGUAGACAAUGAGGGGAAUGUAGCAUCUGGAGCCUCUAGUGGUGGUAUUGCUCUAAAGGUUAGUGGACGAGUGGGGCUAGCGGCAAUGUAUGGUUCAGGUUGUUGGGCGUCAUCAAAAGGUCCCUUUGGGGCUCCAUUCAUGGCUGGCUGUUGUGUCUCUGGUGCAGGAGAGCACCUAAUGAAAGGAUUUGCAGCUAGGGAGUGCGUUGUUUCAAUGUCACUUUCACAAUCUGGUGCUGCCUCCGCUUGCACAAAAAUUUUACGCUCUGUUGCUGAGGAUGGCAGUAAAUGCGGUACCGAUAACAGCGCAGGGAUCUUGGUUGUGCAGUCAGAUGCAUCUCCUGUAGAUCAAGGAAAAUCAAGGUUAAAAGCCGUAGAAAUUGCAGCUGCAUACACUUCCCUGUCUUUUGGAGUUGGGUAUUUUGGAAGCUCUAUGGAACGUCCCAAGGUUUCAAUUCUUCGGAGUACAAAACAACAUAGCAGGACUGCAAUUGAUCAAUUUGGAGCAAGAAUAGAUCUUUCAAAUGGAUAAUUGUUCUGACCUCUGUUGAAUUAAUAUAGAUCUUUUAAACGGUUAAUUGUUAUGGCCUAAAGAUCUAUCACAGCUAGAUUACUUGAUUAAAAAUGCAUGAUUUUGUCUGAAAUUACAGGGACCAAUCAAGUUUAUUAUCCGAUUAUCAUUCACUA